This is a messenger RNA of Paraphaeosphaeria sporulosa, 1806 nucleotides long. RefSeq lists its product as uncharacterized. Bases 1 to 1806 code for a protein of 601 amino acids. The transcript has a single exon. The record is from RefSeq and is a predicted model, not a curated record. Lineage: Eukaryota; Fungi; Ascomycota; Dothideomycetes; Pleosporales; Didymosphaeriaceae.
AUGCCACACGUCGAGUCAAAAGCAGCAGAAGCAAACACAGAACCCGACCAAAAGCCUCAAACAAUUGCGAAUUCGCUGUGCAUCGCCGCCAUGUCCAACCACAAUUCUGAAAUUCAGCCGUUUGAGUUGCUACCCCCUACAGUCCUUCUCGUUGCUGGUCAGGUAUCCUCAUCAGCCACUAGCCCACAAAAUUCCGUGCGCCUACCCGUUGCAUCGGCAGAAAAGUCUGCGUACCUCAAUGCGCGCAUACAGCCACUUGCUGUUCGCGGCAACGAUGUCACCAUUGAGCUACCAGACGUCGAGCCUGCAGCACUCCGACUUUACGUAUGGUGGCUGCAGUAUGAGAACGCGCCUCUCCACUUACAUGAGGAGAACGGUCCUGUUGUACAGCCCCGCCAAACGCUUAUAUGGCGCGAAUGCCUUGAUCUGAUCCAAGCGCACCUCGUCGGCUCAAAGUUCGGGGAUGUAGACUUCCAGCGAUAUAUAUUGGGUCAGCUCGAUGCUUGGCUGGAUCCCCAGCAAAACCCGGACCCGGAGUUGUUGAAUUACCUCUGGGAGAAAGAUAGGGAUGUGGGCGACGAGUUGAUGUGCUUUGUUAUGGCGCGAAUGUUUCAGAUGGGGAUGGAGAAGGCUCGGAUGUUGGUGAGUUGGAUAAAGGGUUUGACUAAGGGCAAACGGAUGAUGAAUUUUAGCGAGGGGAUUAGGGAGUCUAGAGGAAGAGGACCGGCAACGAGCACACGGAAGACUUACCAGGGUCCAAAAUCGAGUUCGGAGAAGGUAGAAGAAGUUGUUCCCCUCGAACCAACAUCGCGAGACAGGACGCCGCCGGAAUUGUACAGGAAAAGCAGGGCGGAGGUUCCAACUUUUGGUGGCGCUACGCAGGAAGACUGCGAAUGCGCAGUCCCUGCCCCAUCACAGCGGAAGCCGUCCAGUAGGAGAAGCCUCUCUUCCCCGAGCUCCGGCAUUUUUACAGUCCCAGGACGCGAGCUGACACAGCGCGCAAGUACAUCGCAAGCCCAGUUAGAGAACUUACCUCAGGUUUUGAGGAUACAUCCGAAAACAGUCGCAAGCACCAAUAACACCAGCAUCCAUGCUGAGAUGGAGAGACAGCGCAUAUUCAGCCCCCAGCUUCCUCCGCCACCAAGUCUGCACCCAUCAAUCCACAGGGCGAUGCAUUCCACCCCAACGCCAGCACGAUCUCAAAACUCUCUGCGGACGCCGCAGGAAAAGGACCACGAGAUGAGAGGAGGUGUACACAGUACCUCUCCAGCCGGCAAUACCGCGACGAUGCCAGACGCUGCCCUCUCUCUCCUAGACUUCUGGGUCGAUCCUCCAGCGAACCCUGCUCUACAGUACACACCUCCGGACCGCUACAUUCCUACAUUUAAGCCUCCUCCGACUCCUCCGAAAGUUCAGCCUGCAUGGCCGCAAAGCACGGUUCCCCUCACUCUAACAACAAAGCAAGUCCUCCACUCCUUCAGCGUGACCCGCACACCCACACCCCGUCGUCGGGCCACGCGCUCCUGGAGCGUGGUCAGUAUCCAUCCAUCGUCGCACUACCUCGCAUACUCUCCCCCUCCUCAUAGCAAAAUUGGUAUCGAUAGGCCAGCAAGGGGCAUCAUUGGUAGGAAACCUGUGCCGGAGGGUGGAUUGAACUUCUUGAGGGGAUUCCAAGAUGGGGAGUGGUUGUUGAGGGUUGUUAGCAUUAACAGUAGGGCCGGUAGGGUGGGUUUGGCGAGGGGUGAUGAAUGGCGAAAGGAAGAGGGACUUGGGCAGAUGUGGAAGGGGCGGCCAGGGGCGGCGUAG